AUGAUGACAGAGUCUACUCUCGGCACCAUUGACUUUAAUGCCAUUCUUGAUGAAUUAGAAGCAGGUAGCAGUGGUUCUUGUGCUAAUGUUAUUCGGAAACUUCGUGAAUAUGAGGUAGCUGCUUAUGAAGCUGGACAGGGUGGACCGACUGGUGAACUGAUUGCCAACUUUAUUGCUCGACUAGAUGAACGAGUUGCAGACAGAGAGUUAGAGAUUGAGAAAACGUGCAGUCACAAUUAUGAAAGCUUUGUUGAAUCUGUUCAAGAGUUGAUGAUGAUGCAGGAGAAGGCCGAAAACCUUCAACAAACUCUUCGUCAAAUACGCUCAAGUGUGGAGUCAAGUGUUGAACAGUUAAACAAUUCCUGUGAAGCCCUUACUGAAACCCACUCUACUAUUAAUCGUAUCGAUCAAUGUAUCUCUGCGCUACGAACUUGUCUCCCCGUAAUUGAUCAAUAUGAGAAAAUUGAACGGUGCAUUAAUGAGGGUCGUUACUAUCAUGCACUGAAAUCUCUGGAGUACCUAGAGCAUUAUCAACUUAAGUCAAUUCAAGCCUACUCCUUCGCCAAGGCUCUGGCCAAACGUAUUCCCGAAUUACGAGCUGAAAUCAAGGUAAUGAUUUUCUUAAAAGCUGUUUCAUUACAUUUGGUGAAAUUGACGGCUAGUCUUGCCCAGCUUACCGAUUUCCUGGAGGAGGUUCGUAAGCACUCCACACGUCUAGGUGCAAUCGCAAUGGAGAAAGCUGCCGAAAAAACCGGGAUGAAGGAGAUUUUCGGUGAAAAUGCCAUCUCUGCGUCAGCUCUAGUUUCACACCCUCUUCCCCAACGACCCAAGACAUCGUCAGCGUCAAGGCAACCGCCGGCUAAACCCGUCAGACCGCGAACUUCUUCUGAUUGCGAUGAUUCGGGAGAUGCUGAAAGUGCUUUGCCAAUUUCCCUGCCCCAACCAAAAGUUCGCAAACAAAGUAGCGUCUUACAGUCUAAUCGAAUGAACUCGGUUUUCCGUCAACACAAUAUGCACUGGUGCGGUUGGGAUGAUGAAAAUGUACUUGAUGCUGAAUUAGAAGAACUUACCUUGGCGUCGAAAAAGCACAGUGCAUUUGAAGAUUCUGACAGUGGUGCUGGUAGUACCGGCCAUGGUGGUUCAAAGAAUAAUAUUGAAAAUCUCAUCGAUUUCGGUCCUAUCUAUCGAUGUCUGCACAUUCACAGCGUCUCUGGAGAAAGAUCAGAAUUCGAACACUACUAUUUUACUCAAAGGCGCAAGCAAUGCCAACUCAUCCUCAGUCUUUCACCCUCCCAACAGGAGGACGAAAAUCGACAGUCCAGUCUUCGAAAUUACAGUGAGUUCUUCAGUCGAGUUGUCGGUUUCUUCCUUGUGGACGACUAUCUUCGCCAUACAAUGCCUGGAGCUGCAUCAAAUGGUUCUGGUGCAGCCGCCGCGGCUUCCUACUACCAAUCUUACCUCUCUGACCUCUGGGCAUCCCUGGUUCCCCGUUUGACGCAGUUGGUGGGUCGCAAUGCCGCUGCAUGUCGAACACCGGGGGAAUUACUUAGUCUCAAGCAUUAUUGCGUCCUAUUUGAGCGCACAAUGGCCAAUUUAGGCUUCCACACUGCAGGUCUCAAUGAAAUGAUUGAAGCCGUGAGGAGGCAAUUUAGUCACCUCCUUAUUGAUCAAUGGAGGAUCCGAUUUGAGGAGAUUUUUCAGAAUGAUAACUAUACGGCGAUUCAACUCAAUUCGCCAGCUGAUUUGACUCCCGAUUUGUCUUCCUAUCCCUACUGCCAGUUGGCCGAAUUCACCUCUCAAUCUUAUCCUCGUACCCUUGUCUUUUCUCCCAUGGUUCCGGCAAUCUACUUAGCUAUUCAGGAUUAUAUCGAUGCCUCGGCCAAGUAUAUUGCAGCCCCGACAGCAGAUCUUGCAUGGACGGAAUUGGAAGAUGCGUUGAAUAGGGCUACCAAUGUCCUCUUCACAGAUUGUCUCGGUGGCUUACUUAACUCAACUAUUCAAGCUGCAGAGAACAAUCUAUUGAGACUCAUUCAAUUGACAAUUAAUCUGACGGAACUGGAAGGAGCGUGUGAACAACUGCAGACUUAUCUCCAUGAACAUGCAAGACCCAAGUUCUUUACAUCCACGUCAGUUGCUAUUGCUGAUGAACAAAUUGAUGACAAUGAAGUCGAUGUUCUGGCAUUAAUGGCCUCUCAACCCGACGAAGUCCAACCUUCUCGCUCUCACCUCUACGGUGUCUCCCUUUUUCGCGAUUGUCGUGCACGUGCGGAGACACAAAUUUACACCCAUCUGAACUCCAAAAUUGAGGAAUUUUGCAGCCUCGCCUCUUACGAGGGUAUCUUUGGGGGUCCAGGAGAGGGGGAAUCGAGUUUGGAUCAACUCAUUGACGCACCGGAACCAACCAAGACGAGUGAGUACAUGACGGACAUGAUGUCUUGGCUCGCUUCCACUUUCGCGGCUUUCACUCACCUCCCACCGAAAGUUGCGCAUACAGCGUGUAUCUCGGCUUGCAAGUGUAUCGUCAAGCUGUUGCAGAAGAUUCUCAUGGGAAGUGAUGUCAAGAUGGUUUCAGAGCCGGCGAUGUCGCAAAUGCUAGUUGACUUGGCGGAAUGCGAUAGGUUCGCUCGAUCUGACCCGGUCCCGGGGAUUGACAAGUCUAUCAUCAUACUUAUCUUCUCUGAAUUACGUCAACUUCUUGAACUCGUUCGCAAUAACGAUUGGACUGUCUAUUUUGCCAACUACGGAAAAAGCUCUGGUAAUCCCUAUGAUCGUGUAACACCAGUCGCGGCAAUUUCACUACUAGAAUGUCUUCGUGAGGCAGAGAAGCGACGUAGCAACACAUCUUCCUUCUUCCUUGUCGGCUCCUCUAAGCGUCCAGAACGCGAGCGUCGGAAACGCAUUGAAGACAUUUUACGCCAACUUCGGGACCUUCAAGCUGGCCCUAAGCGCUCCUAA
Molecule: messenger RNA, 2955 nt
Organism: Rodentolepis nana
Lineage: Eukaryota; Metazoa; Platyhelminthes; Cestoda; Cyclophyllidea; Hymenolepididae
Source: the annotation of a GenBank genome assembly